This is a messenger RNA of Cucumis sativus (cucumber), 843 nucleotides long. RefSeq lists its product as uncharacterized. The record is from RefSeq and is a predicted model, not a curated record. The transcript has a single exon. NCBI's taxonomy places the organism in Eukaryota, Viridiplantae, Streptophyta, Magnoliopsida, Cucurbitales, Cucurbitaceae. The coding region runs from base 135 to 671 and encodes 178 amino acids.
CCCCGCUCAAAUUGUCUCACGUUCUUUAUCGCGUCUAUCCCUUCAAACUUAAACAAACACAUUACAAUAUUAUAUAUAAAAACAAAAAAAAGAAACCCUAAUUCUUUCUUCUUUUUCUUUUUUCUUUUUUUCUCAUGGAGAAUCAAAACUCCAAGAAGCGGGAUCGGGACGACUCGGCCGAGUCCGAAACCGGUUCGCCCGAGGUGAAGCGGCUCAGAGACGACCUUCUAGGUUUCUUCGACGAUUCCGAUCCUGAACCACCCACUCAGGAUCUCGAUUCGUUGAUGAGAAGCUUUGAGGAAGAAAUCGCUACCGCAUCUUCUUCUCCGGUGCCGGUUGUGGAUUUGACGGCGGAUUCCGCUGAUUCUCAACCGGAGUUAGGUUACCUCUUGGAAGCCUCUGACGACGAGCUCGGUCUCCCGCCUUCCAAUAGCCAACAGGAUUUUGCUCGAAUAUCGACUGAUUCGUCUGACAUCGGUGAGAUGUGGAGGUUUGUGGAUCAGAUCCCGAACUACGACGCUUUCGAACUGGAAGGCGGAGAUGUAUACAGCGGCAGUGAUACGGCGGAGUAUGUGGCGUUUGAUGGGCUGUUGGAGUAUUCGAAUCUGUGCUUUGACGCGUCGGAUAACUCUGAUUUUCUUUGGCGGCAAGAAUCUCUGCCGGCGCAGUAGGUAGAAACGUCGAUCUGUAAAUGUUUUUGGUUUAGAUUUGUUGGAGGGUAGGACUAGGUUGAUACAGAUGGUGCUGAUGAAUAUAGGAAUUGGUUCGUUUUUUCUUUCUUUCAACUUCGAAUACACAUGAUUUAAUACAGUGGAAUUCUAAUUUUUCUUUUCAGUUCUUGUU